Molecule: messenger RNA, 1191 nt
Organism: Ylistrum balloti
Lineage: Eukaryota; Metazoa; Mollusca; Bivalvia; Pectinida; Pectinidae
Product: hydroxylysine kinase-like
Exons: 5
Coding region: 1-1191 (396 amino acids)
Molecular function (GO): amino acid kinase activity
Source: RefSeq, a predicted model, not a curated record
AUGGAUAAUAACAACGGAGCUACUAAACCGGAAGUGUUGAUGCAGGAAAAGGGGGAAAUCAUCAAACCUGUGAUACCUGAAGGAGCUGUGGAGGAUCUUGUACGUAAAGUAUAUGGCCUAGAUGUAAAGAGCUGUAAAGAAUUGAAUAGCUAUGACGACAGGAACUACCACGUUACAGUACAUGACAGUUCUAAUAAUACUCACAUACCGGAAGUGUGGAAAGAUGGCUAUAUUUUGAAGAUAUUAAACAGCAUGGAUUCCAAACGUCCUGUCAUCGUUGAAGCACAGAACAGUCUGUUGAGUCAUCUCCGCAAACAAAACAUGUCAGUGCCAGAAAACGUCCUCACCUUGUCGGGCGAGUCGAUGUCUCUACAAAAGGUUUUUGUGGAGAAAGAAGUAAAAGAACCAGACAGUGCCUUGUAUGGUACCUAUAUUGUGCGCAUGCUCAAAUACAUCCCCGGAGACAUCCUGUUCAGCAAACCAUGUACGCCUGGUUUGUUAUACAAUGUCGGCAGAUUCAUUGGUAAAUUUUCGAACGCAACGAAGGGUUUUCAUCAUCCGUUUUAUGAUACACAUUCCCUUGUUUGGAGUCUGCUAGAGUUUUCAAAGCUGAAAGAAUUUGUAUUUGUGGUGAAAGACGAAAAUGACAAACGUGUGGUUGAUGAGGUCAUAUCUGCGUUUGAAUCCAAUGUUCUACCAGUGCUUGGUAAACUCCAAAAAGGUGUGAUACAUGGUGAUCUUAACGAGCAGAACAUUCUCGUCAUAGAGGAGCCCGGGCAGGAUGACGUCACAACGGAAGAGCGUGUUUAUGACGUCAGUGGAUUACUGGAUUUUAUGGAUGUGACCGAUUCAUACUGUAUAUUUGAUAUUGCUAUCAACAUCGCGUACAUGUCAAUAAUUUGUGAUCCCUCAGAGCAGCUCGACGCUGGCGGCCACAUAUUAGCUGGUCUGGUACCCGUCUUUCCUUUAAAUGACGUCGAGUUGGAUGUGUUACAGAUAUCGGUGUGUGCUCGGUUGUGUCAGUCUCUGGUGAUGGGAGCUUACUCUAAUUAUCAGGACCCGUCUAAUCUGUACGUGCUCACUACCGCUGAGAAAGGUUGGCCGCUCAUACACAAACUAUGGAAUACACCCAAACAUGUGCUGAAGGAUAGGUGGCAGCAUCUGAUUAACCGAUAUCGGGACACUGUUUGA